Prunus persica (peach) is the source of this 1023-nucleotide messenger RNA. RefSeq lists its product as uncharacterized. The transcript has 2 exons. NCBI's taxonomy places the organism in Eukaryota, Viridiplantae, Streptophyta, Magnoliopsida, Rosales, Rosaceae. The record is from RefSeq and is a predicted model, not a curated record. The coding region runs from base 142 to 678 and encodes 178 amino acids.
GGCGAUGAAGCCUACCGUAACGUGAAGAAUUUGCUAGAAUCGUCCAGUUUUCAGAGGUUCUUCAUUUUUUACCAAAAAUAUAUCAAAAAGAAAAUCUGCAAUCGGCGUACAAGCAUCAUUAAGAGAACAGAGAAUGACAACAUGAACAUGGACCGUACGGACGCGGAGAUGAUGGAGAUGGAGACGACGGCGAUUGGGCAGCCGGAGCUGCCGUCCGACGCCGGCCAAGGCGACGUCUUAAGGGACUUUCUCGCAUUGGCUCGCCAGCUCCUCAAUCAAGGCAAGCCAUCGCAGGCCCUCCAAGCGGUUGUUAUGGCAAUGAGAACAAGAGGUGGGGAUGAGGCUGUAUUUGAGUCCUUACAUCGUGCUCGUGAGCUGUACAGAAGUAGAUUGCAAGAAAGCUCUGCUGUUGAUCAACUAGCUUCUUUGUUUGCUGAGUGUGCAAUUGCUGAAGUCCAUCCUUCCAAAACUGAACCAGCAGCAGGUGACGAGGGUGGCCCGUCAGUUGGACUUGGACCUGAUGCUGAAGGAACUUCUAUACUAGCGGAAAGUGGCAGGAUGCAGAUUGUAUUGGAUGCAUUUUCAGAUGGGAGUAGCUUCAUUUGUUUACAGUGUGGAGGUCUUGUUAGUAAUCAUCGCAAAGACGAGCACUAUGCAUAUUGGUGUGGCCAAACUUAAUGUGCACAUGCAUGGAGUGAAUAUAAGCCCUCUUCUGCGAUGCUCCUAUAGAUGCAUAUGAUAUGUGCCUCUGUUGAUAUGCAUCUGCGAUGCUCCUGAUGCAGAUUCUAGUUGCUCUUGAUUCCAGCUUCUCUAAUGGCCGCAUUGUUAGAUAUUGACUCAUAGGAAGCAGAACAUAUGAAUAUUUUGGUUUAGGAUAUGAAGAUCUUGUUUCAGUUGGAUUGGAGUAUAUUGAUAAAAUUUGUUCCCUAGUAUGAUUAGUUUGGAAUCAUGUAAUACUUGUAGCAAUCACACAUUUUCACAAGGAAAUAGUUAAUGAACAAAUUGGACAGAUGAUGUUGCAUA